Aspergillus glaucus CBS 516.65 is the source of this 645-nucleotide messenger RNA. Its product is annotated as putative cell wall protein. NCBI's taxonomy places the organism in Eukaryota, Fungi, Ascomycota, Eurotiomycetes, Eurotiales, Aspergillaceae. Bases 1 to 645 code for a protein of 214 amino acids. The record is from RefSeq and is a predicted model, not a curated record. The transcript has 2 exons.
AUGACAAUCAAAGCAAGCCUCCUCUUCCUCAUGCUAGCCGUCGGCCCAGCCACGGUCCUCUCAAUCCCAAUGCCAGAACCCACCAAAACCCUCCAAACCCGCUCCUCCGAAUCCGGCCUAGACGCCGGCAUCGACGACGGCCCCUACCUAUCCUCACACUCCUCCUCCGAAGACGACGGCUCCACCUCCGACAACCUCAAUGCCGGUAUCCCAGAUGGUCCCUACGUAAACCUCUACGAUACCUACACGCCGCCACCCCCGGAGACAACACAGUACCCGCCCCCAGAACCGACUUGGUCGCCUGAGCCUAUUCCUGUUCCGUCGCCGGAGCCGACGCCUGUUUCGCCGCCGCCGGAGCCGCCUGUUGUGCCGCUGCCUGAGCCUGAGGAGGAGCCGCAGCCGCAGCCGGAACCGCAGCCGGAGCCUGAACCGGAGCCGGAAGAAGAGGAGAUUGGGGAGUGUCCUGCUCCUGAGCCAGAAGAGGUGUCUGAGCCUGAGCCUGAGCCUGAGCCUGAGACUGAGGAGCCCGAGCCCGAGUGUCCGUGUAACGAGCGGUUCGACUCGUUGGAGGAAAAGUUGGCGCAGAUCGGCACGCAGUUGGAUGCGCUGAGGCAGGUGCAGGUUGCUGUGAAGGCUCAGCAAUAG